Messenger RNA from Adelges cooleyi (spruce gall adelgid), 1190 nucleotides. RefSeq names its product ribosomal RNA-processing protein 7 homolog A. The coding region runs from base 202 to 999 and encodes 265 amino acids. Gene Ontology annotation, cellular component: CURI complex; UTP-C complex. Gene Ontology annotation, biological process: ribosomal small subunit assembly; rRNA processing. NCBI's taxonomy places the organism in Eukaryota, Metazoa, Arthropoda, Insecta, Hemiptera, Adelgidae. The record is from RefSeq and is a predicted model, not a curated record. Gene Ontology annotation, molecular function: nucleic acid binding. The transcript is spliced from 7 exons.
AUAAUCUUGUAUUUACUAUUUAGAGUACCUAGUUCGAUUACACUUUAGUAUUUUGCUAUUAAAACCAUUAAAAACUUCAAAAUGUGUGUUUGAUCUUGACAUGUUAUUUUACCUUAUAAUAUGUUCUUUUUAAAACAAUAGUAUAAAGCAUAUUACAAUUUUAUUUUUUCGCUUAAUUUUAUCAAUAUUCCUUGUUUGACAAUGGAGGAAUGUGCAGGGUUUAAAGUUCUUCCUGUAAAAGUGAAUGCAGGUAGUAAGGUAAUUCGUCAUCUGUUCAUGAAAAUGCAUGUGGUCAGAGAAAAGUGUCCACUGAAGCCGGAAUAUCAAACACUCUUUGUUGUUAACAUUCCCGAUUAUUGUGAUAAUCAAGUUAUUAAACAUGCUUUUCGUCGUUGUGGAAAAAUAAAAGCUAUAUAUUUUCAUAAAGAAGCUACUCCAAUUGAACCAGAAGUAAUAUCUUCAAAGUAUUUCUGUCCACAAUCACCUUCAGGUUUCAAAGUGGCAUACAUUGUGUUUUCUCAUACUUCAGGAUUGGAUAAUGCUUUAUCAUUGAAAUGCACCGAAAGUAAUCCAUUCAUUUUAUCAACUGAUGCGGCUCCCUUAAAAAAUGUAGUCAAACGUUGGUGUGUUAACUAUAAUGACAAUAUAAUCAAUCCAGUAGAAGUACAAAGUGAAAUUGAUUCAUACAUGGUGGACUAUGAUGAAAAGUCAGAAAUACGUAUUCAAGCUGAAAAAGAAGCAGAAGAAGAAGACAACGAAGGAUGGAAAACUGUAACGAAAAGAGGACGAAAUCCUGGAUUUGCACGCAAAGAAACAAUAACAAAAAAUAUUUUAAAGAGAGAAGCAAAGAAAAAGAUGAAGAAAACCUUAAAGAAUUUCUAUAGAUUCCAGAUAAAGGAGUCUAAAAUAAAUCAAUUAAUGGAACUGCGAAACAAGUUUGACAAUGAUAAAACUAAAAUAGAUCUACUGAAACAGAGUAGAAAAUUUAAACCGUUUUAAUUUAUCAAUUUUGUUUACGGCUAUUAUUAAUUUUUAAUAUAUUGAAUAUUUUGUUGUAAUUUGACAAAGAAAAAAAGAGUAAAUACAGUAUUUUGACUUUUUUUAUUAUUAAUAUCUAUAGAUAGAAAAAUAUUACAAUUCUAUGAUCCUAUAUAUUUAAAAAAUAUUAAACUGACAACAUUUUUUAUUAU